Wickerhamiella sorbophila is the source of this 1563-nucleotide messenger RNA. RefSeq lists its product as hypothetical. Bases 1 to 1563 code for a protein of 520 amino acids. The record is from RefSeq and is a predicted model, not a curated record. The transcript has a single exon. NCBI's taxonomy places the organism in Eukaryota, Fungi, Ascomycota, Dipodascomycetes, Dipodascales, Trichomonascaceae.
AUGGAAAGCGUAUCCUCAAAAGCCUGGCAAUCAGCUUGGCUACGUCGCCAUGGCCAGCACUACACUGCGCCGGAUGAAAUUUAUGAUAAAUAUAAGGGUACAAUUGAAGCACUUGACGUGAUCGGCCGUGCGCAAGUGGCAGCUAGACUCGAGGCGCUGGUUACAAGGAACCUCUGUGCGAAAUACGCCGGGCUGUUGGACGUUAUUCAGGAGCUUUCGCGUCACCCUGGUCGAACCCAACCCGAAACCCCCGAUUUGGAUCCGUCAAAGCCGCCGAUUGACGUAUGGAAGCAAAUUCUGGAACAGGACCCUAUGGUUGGAGACCAUUGGCAGGACCCUGUGUACGAAACUAGUGAAGAGGAAGAGGAAGAAGAGGACGGAAGACCACUUGCUAGUGAGCAAAGUGAGACCGCGGACUCUUCCGUCGAGUCCGAUCCAGAAUGUGCUUUGAUCAAACCAUCCAGAGUUGUUCAAAAAGAUCCCCCGGUAUUUUCAAACGUAGUAACUGAGCGUGAUGUUAUUAGAGAAAUGAUCUACAAGCUUUUGGGUUUUUCUACGCGUCCAUUUGAUGACUUGGAGAGUUGUACGCUUUCCUCGUUGGCUCUGAAAUCGGUAUUCAAAGAAGUUGAUGAUAUGGCAUCUGUUCUCACGUUCCUCAGAGGGUUGACAGCUGACCCGCAUUUAGGCCCUUCGUUGGCAGUUCUGCUUGAAAAAUGUAUGAGCAAGUUACUGAGCAUUGAAACAACGACAAUUUUGGGCACCUGUGUUGAAAUUGAAAAUGCACUCUGCUCGAUUCGGCCCUUAAAGUAUCUUCCCACCAGCUACCCGGAGGCACUGGUGUUUUUAUACGAAAAUGACACUGACUUGCUCCAAGAUGCUAUGGAUCCACUUGUUGUGGCAAUUGAGCAGUGGCUUAGUGGCGAACUUUCGUUUAUCGUUAGAGCAAAUGAUGUCCGAGCCAAUGAGGUCUGGGAACAUGGCUUCGAACUGGUCAAUAUUCCUGGGUUUUGCCAAACACCUGAACUCGGCGAUGGCGGUAAAUCUGCAUUUUUCGCGAAAGAACUUGGCUUGAGAGUUCCGAAGAUCAAGCUUGACAGAUCGCACCCUCUUCACUGGCAAAUUGUAGAGGCUAGCCUGAGAAACUCGAAGCUCCUGAUGGAUCAUGCCAAGCCGCGCCUGCUUGAGCUGUGGAAUAUUUUGAGCUGCGUCUUUUUGGCUCAGGCACCCCAAAUGCUCGAUAUCAUAUAUGAGUCCAAGAGCAAACUGCUGUUCCAUGCACUUCCAACGAUCGCCACACGAAACGACCUACAGUCUAUACUAUUCCAGAAAUGGCCUGAUUCUCCAAUGGCGUUCGACCAAAAUCUCAAUCCGAUCAUUUCUAUACCUGACGUGUUCUCAGGAAUCUUCAAUGUACCCAAGCUUUUAGCAUUUUGGAAACGCAUUGUCGAUGCUAUUUAUUACGGUGCUCAUGACGCAAUUUCAGUCGAACUUGAAGCGCUCGAGACUACAAGACAUGUGAAGCAAGCACUCGAGGCUGCUACAGGCUUUAACAGAGUUUAUUGA